Eimeria necatrix is the source of this 1000-nucleotide messenger RNA. RefSeq lists its product as hypothetical. The annotation marks the transcript as partial. Lineage: Eukaryota; Apicomplexa; Conoidasida; Eucoccidiorida; Eimeriidae. The record is from RefSeq and is a predicted model, not a curated record. The transcript has a single exon.
AUGAGCGGGUCUCGGGGUGAGGGGAGGCGGCGCGAGGAGCUGCUGCUGGAGGGGAAGAGCGCCGGGGGCGCUGCGGAGGCGCUGGUGGCUGGCAGCAGCAGCAGCAGCAGCAGCAGCAGCAGCAGCAGCAGCAGCAGCAGCAGCAGCAGCAGCAGCAGCGAGUCGCUGGCGUUUCUGUCGCCGGCGACGCAGGCUGUCUUCGCGGGGGGCCCCUCCCCCGAGGAAGAGGCCCUGAGGGCCUCGGAGAGUCUGCUGCGGGGGUACCUUUAUGGGCAGUUGGCGAAUGUGGCGAAGGCAGCACUCUGGUGGUCUUCUUUCGGAGUCCUUGCUGCUUCUCUGGCGGGGGCCCCCCUGGGCGUGGGGGCCCUGCGGGGCCCCUUCAACCUCGCGCUGCUGCUGCUGUCGCCGGUGGCCUCCGUAGCAGCAGAAAGGGCCUCCGUGAAGACUUUGCUGCUGAGCACCACUGCAGCGCGGUGUCUGGUGUGGGGUCUGUUGGUGCCUGCGGCCUGGCUCGCGGUGUACGUACACCUCAACAACCCCACACUCUUCCUCCCCCUCGCCGGGGCCCUCGCCUUCCUCGACGGGGCCCACGUGGCAGUGGCCAACGCAGUGGACGCGGACUGCGGGGGUUUGGAGACCCUGGGGCAGCAGCUGGGGGCCCCCCUGCUGGGGGCCCCCCUGGGGGCCCUGGGGGCCCCCCUCUGGGAGGCCCUCGUCGAGCGCUACGGCCGCCUCCACCGCCUCGUCUUCGACGUUUCCUUCGUUUUCUUCACUCUUCCCGUGGCUCUCGCGCUGCUCUUUGCUGCUCCUUUCUGGCCCCUUCCUGCUGCUCUUCGGGGCCUCCUCGAGGCCCACCCCGAGGCUGCCAACAGGCUCGCCAUGAUCUUCGGACAGGCUUUCGUUUUCUCCAUUUUGUCGCUCCUUUCGCUGGCUUUCUACGCCUGGGGGCUCUCGGGGGGCCCCCCGGGGGGCCCCCCGGGGGCCCCGGCCCCCGGGCCCC